GGGGGCGGGGCGUGGUCUAUAAGCCGGGCGCCGGGAGCGGGCUGGUGCCCCUGUCCAUGGAGGUGGGUUGUGUCGGCUCGGAGUGCGGUCUCGGCCGCCCCCCUCGCCUGCUGAUGGAGCCCCGGGCUGAGGUGCAGGCCGCCGCGCCCGACCUCGUGUCCGGCGACGUCUACGAGUCGCUCCCCGAAAGCGCCUCGGUCAAGGCGCACAUGCUGGCCGGCUCGGUGGCCGGGAUCCUGGAGCACUCGCUCAUGUUCCCCAUCGACUCGGUGAAGACACGCAUGCAGAGUUUACAGCCUGAUCCCAAGGCACAGUACAGGAAUGUAUUUGAUGGUCUUCUGAGGAUAAUCCACACGGAAGGCAUCUGGAGGCCUUUGCGAGGACUGAAUGCGAUGGUGGUCGGUGCGGGCCCUGCCCACGCUUUGUACUUUGCCUGCUAUGAGAAAAUGAAAAGGACUUUAAGUGACGCCAUCAAUCACGGUGGCAAUAGUCACUUAGCAAACGGUAUUGCAGGAAGCACAGCGACACUGCUGCACGAUGCCGUGAUGACGCCUGCAGAAGCCAUCAAGCAACGGAUGCAGAUGUUCAAGUCUCCCUACAAGGGCGUGUGGGACUGCAUACGGAUCGUCCGCCGGGUGGAAGGGAGCAGUGCCUUUUACCGUAGCUACACCACGCAGCUGACCAUGAACGUGCCCUUCCAGGCUAUCCACUUCAUAACCUAUGAGAUCAUGCAGGAGUGGCUGAACCCCAUGAGGCAGUACAACCCCUCGACUCAUGUGGUGUCGGGGGCCAUGGCGGGAGCAGUGGCUGCCGCCGCCACCACGCCCCUGGACGUGUGCAAGACGCUGUUGAACACACAGGAGAACCUGGCGGUGAGCACUCGGAAGCCCAGCAAUGGGCACCUUUCAGGCAUGGCCAACGCCUUCCGGACCGUCUACCAGAUCGGCGGCCUCCCUGCCUACUUCAAAGGUGUGCAAGCCCGUGUCAUUUACCAGAUGCCCUCCACUGCGAUCUCGUGGUCGGUCUACGAAUUCUUCAAGAGCUUCAUUUCAAAGAAGCAGCAACAGGCCUUGUCGCCCUCUUUGUGAGGGCACCCCUUUUAGCAGAAAUGUGGUACAGCUUUGAAAGAGUGGCUCCUAAAGACUUGGAAGAGGUGAACUAGGAUGCUGUAAUACUCAGUGUGUGAGUCCACCAAUGUUUUAGGUCUUACCCUGGCACCUUUCACAGGACCUCUCAUUUCCCCAGCCAACCUCAAAAUUUAAGAGGGCAAUUUUAAAAUGCAAGCUGAGUUAUGGAUAAUAUACAGGCAUGGAAGAGCACUGAUUUCAAAUCCCAACAGACCUUUGAACCCAACCAGUGACUGAAUUCUGGGGCACUGCAAACUUGUUGGCAACUCCUGAGCACCUAGGCAGUGCAUUGCAGUACUCGAUGGAUCGGGAUAUCAGUUUUAAUAAAACCUGUCUCUAACCAGGGAAGUUAGAAUUAGGGCUUUAUUUGCAACACCUAAGAAAGUUGAUAUUUGCAGAGGAGUUGUUGCAUGAGGGCAGGGUGUGGGAGGGAUUAUAUGUAACGAGAUUGGUAGACUACUUUGUGCUUGACCUGCUAUACAUACACGCAGGAAUGGGCAGUGUGUUCUUGCGUAGGGACUUGUAAGAAAGGCCUUUCAAUCUACGGUGACACUUAAUUAACACUUGAUCUCUGACCCCUGUGAGUUGGUUGUUAGUUUGAGAGCAUGACUGAGUCUGGAAGGAGGAGAAGUGAGGGGUUUGAGGAUGAAGUGGUGGUAGAAGUGGAGCAGGGGGAUGAAAAGUGUGAGAAGUGGUGGAAACAUGAAAGAGGAGGGGAGAGUGAAGGAGGAAUGGAAUAGAGGUGAGUAGGGGAGCAUGUGAGGGAGAAGAGAGGUGGAGGAGUGAGGACAAAGUGUUGCAUUGGGUAGAGAGGGGUAUGAUGUGAGGUAAUGGGGAGGAGUGGAAGAGGAAUUUUUGGAGUGGUGAGAAUUAAAAGGCAGAAAAUGGUAGAGAAGAGGUACUGGUAGGGGCACGAGUUGAACAUUGAGUAGAGGGGGCAGCAAGGACCCUUAAUUCACGGUGUGCAGAGGAUUUGACCCAUCUUCAAUAGUGGCCAAUGUGGGGUGUGAGUGCCUUGUAGAAAGCAUAUGGUCUACACCCAUAUAGGUUGGGUCUACACCUCUGUCUGUUCCAUGCUGGGCAGUGGAUGGGUGACUGCAAUGGGUGCCACUGGGCUUGUUGGAGAGGUUCCCUCACUCCAUGUCCACCCAGAGGGAAGACGUUGAAGCAAAAUGUAUGCUUUAAGUCUUUUGUUUUGUCAGGCCCAGGGUGAGGUAUUUGGCAGGUUGGGUUUUUGCUGCCAAUUACUGAGGAGAAAGAGUGAAUUCUCUGCCUGCUUCACAAAUUCUUGCUAUUGAUGCAAGGUAUGGCAUAGGAGGGUUGGUGGGAGCUUUGAACGUUUCAAAGUUUUUAUUGACUCUGACAAUAUGAAGAUACCAGAUAGUGAAAUGCACACAAUUUGAAAAGGUUUCAGUGUUUUUGCAAGUUCCCCCAUUCACAGGCAGAGCAGGUGGAAGCUAAAGGAAAAUUUCUGCUAUUCUGUAUGGUGUUGAAUGUCCAUUGUGCCUGUGAGUUGCUGCUCCUCACUUUCUUGACCUCUUGUUCUCUUUCUUUCUCUUCAAUUUAUCUGUUCUUUGGCCACUGAGAUUGAGACCCCCUCAUCCCAAUCUGAUCAGACAAUAAAAGCCACUGACAUUCUUAUUUUCAGAUAUAAAACUCUUCUCUUUCCAUUGACUCUCUCAAGUCAUUUUUCAAAGGUUCCCAAGGUUUUCCAGUCUAUUUUCUAUUGACAGCUGAGGCCACAGUUUUAUGAUCCCAUCCAUUGUUGCCCUCUUUUAUCCAUCCCAACCAAGCCUUGGUGGGCUGAGAGUUGGGACUUAUGAGAAAAUUGGACCCAAGUCCUAUUGCAACAGCCUGGAUCACCCUCCUCCCCAAUUGGCAUGGUGGUUGAGGGAGAGCUUCUGGCACAGUGUCCUACAGUGGAUGUUGGGGUUGGCAGUUCUGGGUCCUGUUGGAAGCCCAGCUUCCCUUGCAGCGGUGAGCAAUUUAUUCUGACAAUGGUAUUGGGAUGGUACCUGCUGAACUUUAAUUAAAUUUUUGGGCUUGGAUUGAGGGGGUAAAGAUUGGAUGCAAAAGCACUGGCUACCUCAAACACUUCCAGCACUGUUGUUCUCCUCCGGGUUUAUGCAUUGGGUAAUCAGACUUCUGCUCACAAUAGCUGUAAAUUUUGGUGUUUUUAAAAUUGUUUCCCAGUAUUUGUGAAAAGAUAACUUAUUGUCUCAUUUGGAGAAUGACUUUUAUUGAAGCAUGAGGAUUGAUAUUCAUCUGAAAUUCCCAAGAUUCUUUGAAACCAAAUACCAUGUAUUUUUAAAAUGCUAAAUUAAAAAAAAAAUCUUUAAUCUGGGUUUGUUGCAAUGUGGGUGAAAAAUUGGCAUGUAAUAGAAUUGCUGGUGACAUUGAGUUGGUGGGUUUCAAAUGUGUUGGGGGUUGAGGAAAUUGACAAGAACUGAUUUAUCUCCUGAAACUCCUGCUACAGAUAACCAGAGUAGUUGCUGACUUUGGUACAGAGUGUGUGUCUUGAUGAGCUGAACUGAGAUAAAAACAUGUUCUAAUGAAGCCUCUAACACAUUAAAAGAACACUAAAAGAACAUCCCCUGGGGUUCAUUGAGUUUCCAACCAAUCAAAAACUAGGUUUUUUAUGGUGGUUUGCUGCAGGACUGGAAGUGCAAACGUGAGUGGCAGUGAUAAAGCCACAGUGAACGUUACAAGGGACUGCUGCAGUUUGAGGCAGUCUCCAGAAGGUGGUGCUUUAGGAUUUGUGAUCAGCAGUGUUUCCUGUAGGCAGUCAUCUCAAAUUUUUGACAUGGGCAGAUAUUUAUUCAGUGAGCAUACAGCCAAUGAAACAUUGGAACAUUUAACUGGGACUGUCUCCCUUACCUUGGCUGUAAAAGAUCCCAUGAAAAAACAGCACAGUUCUCCCCAGUGAUUUGGCCAAAGCUUUUUCCCCAACCUAUAUCAGAAUAAAUUAAAUGGCUCUAGGAUCUUUUAAACCCCCAUAUAACCAGUGAAGUUGUAAUAUAGAGAGGUGGUGAUACAUGCUAAUGCCCUGUGGGGUUCCUGUUCUCCACUUCGCUCACUGCAAGAGUUUGCUGAUAUCUUGGUCAAUAUUGAUCCCACAGUCAUAUCACUGAAACUUUAUCUGGUCAUUGCUGUUUUGGGGAGCCAGCUUCACCCACAUUUCCUUCAGCCUUGCCUCAAUUACAAUUUCAAUAAAGCUGUGACUAAAGCAUUUUGAUAUGUGCUGCAUUGGUGAA
This is a messenger RNA of Pristis pectinata (smalltooth sawfish), 4381 nucleotides long. Its product is annotated as mitoferrin-1-like. Gene Ontology annotation, cellular component: mitochondrial membrane. The record is from RefSeq and is a predicted model, not a curated record. Gene Ontology annotation, molecular function: ferrous iron transmembrane transporter activity. Bases 57 to 1088 code for a protein of 343 amino acids. Gene Ontology annotation, biological process: iron import into the mitochondrion. Lineage: Eukaryota; Metazoa; Chordata; Chondrichthyes; Rhinopristiformes; Pristidae. The transcript is spliced from 4 exons.